Messenger RNA from Plasmopara halstedii, 375 nucleotides. RefSeq lists its product as uncharacterized. Bases 1 to 375 code for a protein of 124 amino acids. NCBI's taxonomy places the organism in Eukaryota, Oomycota, Peronosporomycetes, Peronosporales, Peronosporaceae. The transcript has a single exon. The record is from RefSeq and is a predicted model, not a curated record.
AUGGAUGGCGAGAUUUUCGAUAGCGAACCGAUGCUAGAGUGGGAACACUUAGGGACACACGGUGUCUUGUUGGGAAAACCGUGGUUGGCACGGUACAACCCUGCAAUCGACUGGAGAACACACCAAAUGACAUUCGCAGAGUCACUGGAGUGCCAAGAGGUGGAAGAAAACGAGCUCCGACGGAAGCUGAGACAAAAGGAGUAUGCUGAGUUUUUCCAUGUUAAUGUCCGAAUGGGAACGAUGCGGAAGAGAGGAGAAAAAAAACACGAAGCGAUGCCAGAGAUCAAGGUGCUGCUGGAGGAAUUCCAGGAUGUCUUUCCAGGACAUUUGCCAGACAAAUUACUGCCAAAGAAAAACGUGGAAAUCGAAAGUUAG